GAGCUGUGACAGGUGCCUUCCAUCAGUCUGAGCUGUGAGUGGCAGGUGGAGAGAGGUCCACUCAGGAAGCCAGGCCCACCAUGAGUCUGUGGGAACUUGACAGGUGCAGCUCCCAAGGUACCCCCAAGCCGGUUCAGGAGCCCAGCACUGAGGAGGCAUCAGCUGUGGAGCUGCAGAUGAAGGUUGAUUUCUUCCGGAAGCUAGGCUACUCAUCUGCUGAGAUCCACAGUGUCCUGCAGAAACUGGGGGUGCAGGCCGACACCAACACGGUGCUGGGCGAGCUGGUCAAACAUGGGUCAGCAACCGAGCGGGAGCGCCAGGCCUCUCCGGACCCCUGCACUCAGCUCCCCCUGGUCCCUCGUGGUGGGGGCACCCCCAAGGCUCCCACCCUGGAGCCCUCGCCCCCAGAGGAGAACAAGGAAGGCAGUGACCUAAGGCCUGUGGUCAUCGAUGGGAGCAAUGUGGCCAUGAGCCACGGGAAUAAGGAGGUGUUCUCCUGCCGGGGCAUCCUUCUCGCUGUGAACUGGUUUCUGGAGCGGGGCCACACAGACAUCACAGUCUUCGUGCCAUCCUGGAGGAAGGAGCAGCCUCGACCCGAUGUGCCCAUCACAGACCAGCACAUUCUGCGAGAGCUGGAGAAGAAGAAGAUCCUGGUGUUCACCCCGUCGCGCCGCGUGGGCGGCAAGCGCGUGGUGUGCUACGAUGACCGAUUCAUCGUGAAGCUGGCUUACGAGUCCGAUGGGGUUGUGGUCUCCAACGACACGUACCGGGACCUCCAGAGUGAGCGGCAGGAGUGGAAGCGCUUCAUCGAGGAGCGGCUGCUCAUGUACUCCUUCGUCAACGACAAGUUCAUGCCCCCCGAUGACCCCUUGGGCCGUCACGGGCCAAGCCUGGACAACUUCCUGCGGAAGAAGCCGCUCACGGCCGAGCACCGGAAGCAGCCGUGUCCCUAUGGGAGGAAGUGCACCUAUGGGAUCAAGUGCCGGUUCUUCCACCCAGAGCGGCCCAGCCGCCCCCAGCGAUCUGUGGCUGAUGAGCUCCGUGCCAGUGCCCUCCUUCCACCCUCGAGGGCCCCGAGCAAGGACAAAGGUGGCCGGCGGCCUUCACCUUCGGCCCAGCCCGGCUCUCGGCCAGCAGAGCAUGAGCAGGGCAGCCUGGAUGGGAAGAAGCCGGGAGCCCAGGCAUCACCGGGGCUGCCCCGAGAGGGUCCAACGCAGACCUUCGCCCCAGCGGGCAGGAGCCUUCCACCCAGCGGGCGCAGUGGCAGCAGCUUUGGGCCUGCAGACUGGUUCCCGCAGACGCAGGAUUCUCUCCCGUACUCCUCCCAGGAGUGCCUGGACUCAGGCAUCGGCUCCCUGGAGAGCCAGAUGUCAGAACUAUGGGGGGUUCGAGGAGGUGGCCCUGGAGAUGCUGGCCCACCUCGGGGCCCUUAUGCCGGCUAUGGCCCUUAUGGGGCCGAGCUCCCUGCAGCUACAACCUUCCCGACCUUCGGACGGGCCAUGGGUGCUGGCCACUUCAGUGUCCCUGCUGACUACGCCCCGCCACCAGCUGCCUUCCCACCCCGAGAGUACUGGUCCGAGCCCUACCAGCUGCCCCCACCCACGCCGGUCCUGCCCGAGCGGCCAGUGCCAGGUCCCGGGGCUGACCGAGGCCCAUGGGCGGGGGCUGGGAGCCUAGCCAAGGAGCGAGCCAGUGUGUACACCAAGCUGUGCGGGGUUUUCCCCCCACACCUGGUGGAGGCCGUCAUGGGACGCUUCCCGCAGCUCCUGGACCCACAGCGGCUGGCGGCUGAGAUUCUUUCUUACCAGCCCGGGCACCCCAGUGAGUGACCCCGCUGGGCCGCUGCCAUCCCUGAGACUGGACAGAGGGAGGAUUCAAGUAGGGAAGGGAACCCAUAAACCAAAGAUACUGUAGGAUUGGUUCUGGCCCGCCAGGCGCCUGUAGCCGAGCGGGGCAGGAGCGAUCACCCUGUUGAUGCACAUUGUGUCUGUAGUUUAAGGCGACGCCGCCGUGAAGGCGUCAGUCCGUGGCUGAAGCCCAAACCCUCCUUUCUCUCAGAGGGCGGGGAGGGGGUGGUGGGGAGCAGAGGCCUGGGCUGGGGGCCCUGUGCACAGCCCCCCACCUCUACUCCGUCCCUGGGAUGCCAGCCUCCGCUGGCUAGUUAGGCACCGUGUGCCUGCCCUGCAAGGGCCCCUCCUGUAUGCCAAUGAGGCCUCCUCCGUGCUCUCACAGGGCACCGGGCUUCAUGUUAGUAAGCAAGAUGCUUCUUAUAACCCACCUUCGCAGCACCCUUGCCCCCACCCGGGGGUUCAGGGGCCCUUGCCCCCACCGUCUCUUCCCUUCCUUCCAUACUCAGAGUCAUCUCACCCUUCCCCGAAGGUGUAAUGUUCAAUAUUUUAAGUGUAUGUCCUUGCUCUCCCUAACACGUCAAUAAAGUACAAUGUGAGCUCCUUUAA
Suricata suricatta (meerkat) is the source of this 2456-nucleotide messenger RNA. RefSeq names its product zinc finger CCCH-type containing 12A (gene ZC3H12A). Gene Ontology annotation, cellular component: nucleus; cytoplasmic ribonucleoprotein granule. The record is from RefSeq and is a predicted model, not a curated record. Gene Ontology annotation, molecular function: RNA endonuclease activity; mRNA binding. The transcript has 5 exons. NCBI's taxonomy places the organism in Eukaryota, Metazoa, Chordata, Mammalia, Carnivora, Herpestidae. Bases 81 to 1829 code for a protein of 582 amino acids. Gene Ontology annotation, biological process: 3'-UTR-mediated mRNA destabilization; nuclear-transcribed mRNA catabolic process, RNase MRP-dependent.